AUGCGACGCCUGCUCAGCUACGUUGCGCCGCAGCUACCCACCAUCCUCGCUGGCAGCCUUCUCCUCCUCUUCGCCACGCUGGCCGAGCUUGGUGUGCCCUCCGUCGCUGGCGCUCUGCUGGAUAUCUACACGAACGCUGCUGGCGAUGAGGUUGGCUCCAGAGUCGACCGCGCGCUGCUGCGGCUCAUGGGUCUGAUCGCGGGGAUGUCGGCGUGCAAACACGCGGGCGAGUACCUGCUCAAGAGCGCCGGCGAGCGAGCGGUGGUCGAGGUGCGGUCGCGCCUCUUCCUCUGCCAGCUGACCUGCAGCGUGCAGAGCCUCGAGGAGCAGCCGACCGGUCACCUCCUCUCCUCGCUGACGGCGGGGUCGGACGCGGUGCGGCUGUGCGUCACGCACCACCUACCGCAGGUCGCUCGCAGCGUCGCCUCGUGCCUGGUCGCCUCGGUCUACAUGGCCUCCAUCUCUCCGCGGCAGACUCUCCCUCGCCAGGACAUGGCGUCCUCCUCCGCAGGACGCGUCGGAGACGGCAACCUCCUCCUCGGCGGCGUCGCCACGCUCGGCGUGGCGCUGUCGCUGCUGGACGAGGGCGAGGCGCGCGCUGCGGCAGAGGCAGCGGCCGAGGCGGGGAGCAGCUGCGCCGCGCCGGAGGGCGCCGCUGCGUCGCACGUGGAGCUCGAGGCGGCGAAGCAGCCAGCCCUCGACUCGCUCACACUCUCGCUCGCGGCCGACAAGAUGACGGCGCUGGUCGGGCCAAGCGGCGGAGGCAAGAGCAGCGCGCUGAGCUUGCUGCUGCGCUUCUACCAGCCAACCGCCGGUUGCAUCACCAUCGGCGGCGUUCGCCUCGAGCGGCUUCCAAACCGGUGGCUCCGCGAGCACGUGGGUGUCGUCGCGCAGGAGCUUACCCGAGACGUGCGGCGCGCGGCGGUCGCCGCCAACGCGCACGGCUUCAUCUCAACGGCGGGCGGCUACGGUGCGGCAAUCGGCGAGCGGGGCGGCGGCCUAUCGGGCGGGCAGCGGCAGCGCAUAGCGCUCGCGCGCGCGUACCUCCGCGCGCCCUCGGCGACGGCGAGCCUCGACGCGGAGUCGGAGCGCGCGGUGCAUGACGCGCUCGCCCUGCUCGCGCGCGGCCGCGCGGUGCUGACGGUGGCGCACCGUCUCGCGACGGUGCGAGCGGCCGACGAGAUCGUUGUGCUCGAGCGCGGCCGCGUCGUCGAGCGGGGGACACACGAGGCUCUGGUUGCGGCGGCCGGCCUCUAUGCGCGCCUCAACGCGCUGCAGACGCACUCCGAUUAUUGA
Molecule: messenger RNA, 1296 nt
Organism: Emiliania huxleyi CCMP1516
Lineage: Eukaryota; Haptophyta; Isochrysidales; Noelaerhabdaceae
Exons: 9
Coding region: 1-1296 (431 amino acids)
Biological process (GO): transmembrane transport
Cellular component (GO): membrane
Molecular function (GO): ABC-type transporter activity; ATP hydrolysis activity; ATP binding
Source: RefSeq, a predicted model, not a curated record